GCCUGAGCGCAACUAGCGGCGGGUCGUGGGCACCUCCAGGUCAUGUUGCAGAAAGGCAGCAAGUGGGAAAAGGACUCCACGUCUCCAGCCACUGAAAUGUGCCUUCAGUAGCUAGUGUCUGAUGCCCAGUUAGUGGUGGUGGUGGUGGUUCUCUUCACCCUGGAGUUAGAUUGCCUGGAUACAGAUCUAGGUUUGACCGCUUUCUAGCUGUGACAUUAUUGGGCAAGUUACUCAACCUUUCUGCUUCCUCUGUAAUAAGGGACUAGUAAUAGUGUCUACCCGGAGCGCUUCUGUUUCAUAUCCAUAUCCCACUUUAUUCCUGAUAAUCUGCUAAUGCAGUAAAUUUGAAGAAAACUAUUGCCAGGAUUACCUGUAAUGGGCAAGGAGCCACAGAGAAGAGAACAUUUCUUUUAAUUUUUGAACUUGGUUUGAAAGACCAGCAUGUUUUGGAAAUUCGAUCUUCACUCAUCAUCCCACAUAGACACACUUCUAGAAAGAGAAGAUGUAACACUGAAGGAGUUAAUGGAUGAGGAAGAUGUUUUACAGGAAUGUAAAGCUCAGAACCGCAAACUUAUAGAGUUUCUGUUAAAAGCAGAAUGUCUCGAAGAUUUAGUCUCAUUUAUUAUAGAAGAACCACCUCAAGACAUGGAUGAAAAGAUCAAAUACAAGUAUCCAAAUAUAUCUUGUGAGUUGCUCACAUCCGAUGUCUCCCAGAUGAACGAUAGACUGGGAGAAGAUGAAUCCUUGCUAAUGAAAUUAUAUAGCUUCCUCCUAAACGAUUCCCCCUUGAACCCACUACUUGCCAGUUUCUUCAGCAAGGUGCUAAGUAUUCUUAUCAGCAGAAAACCAGAACAGAUUGUGGAUUUCUUAAAGAAGAAACGUGAUUUUGUAGACCUUAUUAUAAAGCAUAUAGGAACUUCUGCUAUCAUGGAUUUGUUGCUGAGGCUCCUGACAUGUAUUGAGCCUCCACAGCCCAGGCAAGAUGUGCUGAAUUGGUUAAAUGAGGAGAAAAUUAUCCAGAGGCUUGUGGAAAUAGUUCAUCCAUCGCAAGAAGAAGAUUUGAUUUGUUUCCCUAGGCAAGAAAUUAUAGAACAGCUUCUAUCAAAUAUUUUCCACAAGGAGAAAAAUGAAUCAGCCAUAGUCAGUGCAAUCCAGAUAUUGCUGACUUUACUUGAGACACGACGGCCAACUUUUGAAGGCCAUAUAGAGAUCUGCCCACCAGGCAUGAGUCAUUCAGCUUGUUCGGUCAACAAGAGUGUUCUAGAAGCCAUCAGAGGAAGACUUGGAUCUUUUCAUGAACUCCUGCUUGAGCCACCUAAGAAAAGUGUGAUGAAGACUACAUGGGGUGUACUCGAUCCUCCUGUGGGGAAUACCCGGUUGAAUGUAAUUAGGUUGAUAUCCAGCCUGCUUCAAACCAAUACCAGCAGUAUAAAUGGGGACCUUAUGGAGCUGAAUAGCAUUGGAGUCAUACUGGACAUGUUCUUCAAAUACACAUGGAAUAACUUUUUGCAUACUCAAGUGGAAAUUUGUAUUGCAUUGAUUCUUGCAAGUCCUUUUGAAAACACAGAAAAUGGCACAAUUACUGAUCAAGACUCCACUGGUGACAAUUUGUUAUUGAAACAUCUUUUUCAAAACUGUCAGUUAAUAGAACGAAUACUUGAAGCCUGGGAAAUGAAUGAGAAGAAGCAGGCUGAGGGAGGAAGACGGCAUGGUUACAUGGGACACCUAACAAGGAUAGCUAACUGUAUCGUGCACAGUACUGAUAAGGGCCCCAACAGUGCAUUAGUACAGCAACUUAUCAAAGAUCUUCCCGACGAAGUCAGGGAGCGAUGGGAGACGUUCUGCACAAGCUCCUUAGGAGAAACUAACAAGAGGAACACGGUAGAUCUAGUUACAACCUGCCAUAUUCAUUCAUCCAGUGAUGAUGAAAUUGACUUUAAAGAAACGGGUUUCUCACAGGAUUCUUCUUUGCAGCAAGCCUUUUCUGAUUAUCAGAUGCAACAAAUGACGUCCAAUUUUAUUGACCAGUUUGGCUUCAACGAUGAGAAGUUUGCAGAUCAAGAUGACAUUGGCAAUGUUUCUUUUGAUCGGGUAUCAGACAUCAACUUUACUCUCAAUACAAAUGAAAGUGGAAAUAUUGCCUUGUUUGAGGCAUGUUGUAAGGAAAGAAUACAGCAGUUUGAUGAUGGUGGCUCUGAUGAGGAAGAUAUCUGGGAGGAAAAGCACAUUGCAUUUACACCAGAAUCCCAAAGACGAUCCAGCUCGGGGAGUACAGACAGUGAGGAAAGUACAGACUCUGAAGAAGAAGAUGGAGCAAAACAAGACUUGUUUGAAUCCAGUAGUGCCAACACAGAGGAUAAAAUGGAGGUAGAUUUGAAUGAACCACCCAACUGGUCAGCCAACUUUGACGUCCCAAUGGAGACGACCCACGGUGCUCCAUUAGACUCUGUGGGGUCAGACGUCUGGAGCACAGAGGAGCCAAUGCCAACUAAAGAGACAGGCUGGGCUUCUUUUUCAGAGUUCACAUCUUCCCUGAGUACAAAAGAUUCUUUGAGGAGUAAUUCUCCAGUGGAAAUGGAAACCAGCACUGAGCCUAUGGACCCCCUGACUCCCAGUGUUGCUUCACUGGUGGCACAGCCAGAAGCACCAAGCAGUGUGGCCAUGGAAGCCAGCUCUGAUGGAGAGGAGGAUGCAGAAAGUCCAGACAAGGUAACUGAGACAGUGAUGAACGGCAGCAUGAAGGAAACGCUCAGCCUCACUGUAGAUGCCAAGACAGAGACCGCGGUCUUCAAAAGAGUGUUGAAAUCCUAUCGUGAGGAAGGCAAACUCUCUACCUCUCAAGAUGCUGCUUGUAAAGACGUGGGAGAGACCCCUGAGACGGCAGAGGUGAAGUGUGCAGUACCCCGGCCCCCCAGCAGUAGUCCAGAGCAGAGGACUGACCAGCCAAGUGUGCCAAGUGACACAUCAGUUAAUGGCCCUGUAUGAUAAGUGAUGUCUGCUGCUGCUGACUGAGGACUGCAGACUGCCACCAUUCAGGGGCUCUGGAGGGGUCACCUGGAGCCCACCAAGCCGUCACUGCUGCACUCACUCUGCAAGAGAUCAGGACCAGCAACCUUUAUAUACUAGAUUCUAAGACGUUGUACAGAGAAGUUCAGACGUGUACAAAUAUUGCACAUUGACAAAUACCAAGAAUUUUUGCGUAUGUUUAUAUUGUAUUGUUCUAAAUAAUGGGUAGCCUGUGAAAUAAGAUCUUGCCACCCAUGUAAUAAUAGUAGUAAUACUAUAGGUAAAAUGGCUGUAAGAAUAGUUUUAUAAAAGUGAAUACACAGAUCUAUUGUAUUUGAAACAUAACUAUUUGACAAUUAUUAGUGUGACCAAAGUAUUAGGCAGUUUUCAUACAUUUUUCACCUUGUACAAAAUUCUGAAUUCAUUUUUCUUCCAGGUUGGCAAGGAACUGUAGAAUUGAAAUGCCCUCUAAGUGUUAUUUUGGUGGUUCUAACUUACAAAAGUGAUUUUGAAUAAGGAAUAUUUGGUGUUCUUUUUAUAACCAGUUUUUGAUUGAUAAUUGUUUUCUGUAUUGUUUAAAACGGAUCAAAAAUGUAAGUCUAUUGGUAGAGAUUAAGUAUUUAUUGCUACAACUUAGUUGAUAAAUUGUCAUUAUUGUAAAGCCAUAUGUUCUGUUAAAGUCUUGUUUGCUUGAAAUGAUUAUUCCUACAGGUGAAACACUAGAAUAUUUGGAGUGUAUAUGGCUUGUGGUUUGGGUUUUUUAUUUUGGUUUUUCUUCUUGUUUUUUUGUUUUGUUUUGGUAGUUCAUCUGCCUUUUAACCCAUUCACCAAAAAAUUUACCUUGUUAACAAGCAUCACCAAUGAGCAUUUCAGAGCAGUCUGCAUACUUAACAUACCUAAAUCGUAUGAGGCAAGUCAGAUGAAAAAUGCUCGUGCUGCUAAUGGGAUUAGAGUGCGUUCAUUUUACAGGCUAGUAUUUUAAAAGUAGAAAUCAGAACCUGGCACCUAGGCAUGUUAACUGUUUUACUGUACCUUGUGAGGUUUUCACUCGGAAAUUCUAAACCAGUGUAUUUUUUUAGAACUGGUUUGUGUAUAUAAUAGUGAUUAUGGAUACUAAUUCAAUGUAAUUUAUAAUUUUCUAUGUCAAUAUAAAAAUACAUCACAGCCUUCUCAAACAGCUGAAGCAAUAUAUUGUAUAUUGCCAUAUCGUCUGGUGAAAGGGUUAAAUUACUUCACCUCUUGCACUUUUAGAUGCAAAUCAGUUUUUCAUUUCUGUAAUAGAAAAUUAUUCACAUAUUUUUACAUCAUUUGUUUUUCCUGACCAGUAUUUAAAACCAAAAGGAUAUUCUGAAAAAUGGCCAACAAUUUUUUUAGAAAUAGCAUCCCAAGCAGCGUGCCUCAACAUUACAUUGCAUAUGGAAAUAAAAGAAUCAAAUGUCUAAUGCCUUAUUUCUUAUUUACUUUUUCAUUUUAACUGGUGUAGAACUUCUUCGUGAGGUUUCCCAAGGCGAACCUAGCACUCCAAGGACAGUGGAGUCGGCAGGAAGCCCUGGGACAGAUGGCAAGGGUGGCUUACUUGACCUUUACACGCCUCCUCAGGAACCUCUUUCUGUUGUGAGCUCCACUCAGAAGAGACUGUCCUCGUGCAUGCUCCUCUUGAACCUGAUGCCACCAGAGGACGGGGCUCCUCCACUCGUCUCAGGGAUGCCUGGUUUGUGUGGCACGGGACCUCGGGGAUUGCUGGGGUUGACGCACUCUUGUCUCGCCGGGUGGUGAGCUUGCUGGCCACAGCCAGGGUUCAGCUGCAGUGGUGGCCCUCGCUGCCUCUAGGGUUUGGGUUUGGUUGGCUUUUCCACCCAUCCAAGGUAACACUGUCUUCUUUCAUCCCACUUACUGCUAGGGAAAGAGCAGCUGGGGUUUUUCUUUGGGGUGGUAUUUUAUUUUACUUGUCUUAUGUGGCAGGGAGAGGACAUGAGGAUGAAAGAAUAAAGUCUGUUGGGGGUUGGAGAGCGCCAGCCCGAGGACAGGUGGGAGCACACUCUCAUCUAGUUUUCUACUUUAAUUUCUGUGUAUUGGCCGUACUGAAUUGUGAGACUGACAGAUGUCUGCGAUACAAUACCUGUAUUAAAGAUAACAAAAAUAAAGCCUGAUUCUCAGUUUCUAGAAA
Molecule: messenger RNA, 5173 nt
Organism: Galeopterus variegatus (Sunda flying lemur)
Lineage: Eukaryota; Metazoa; Chordata; Mammalia; Dermoptera; Cynocephalidae
Gene: PPP6R3
Product: protein phosphatase 6, regulatory subunit 3
Exons: 25
Coding region: 442-2985 (847 amino acids)
Cellular component (GO): nucleus; cytosol
Molecular function (GO): protein phosphatase regulator activity; protein phosphatase binding
Source: RefSeq, a predicted model, not a curated record